AUGUCUAUCACACCAAAGAAAACCAUUGUGGGGAACCCAUCCACGAAGAGAGCCUUCACGACGCAAUUGUCAUACGACAAAACUAGAAACAGACUCAUUUAUCCAUCCGGGAAAUGUGUUGUUCUCCGUUCACUCGACCAAGGCGGGGAAAGCUGGGUCUUCAAUGGCCACAAGUACCCUGUUUCGGUGGCAAAAGUGUCCCCUAGUGGGUUUUACGUUGCCUCCGGCGAUGAGUCCGGUAACGUGCUGGUUUGGGACUGCUCACAGCCCGAGAUGAUUGUCAAGAGCGAGUUCAAGAUCUUGAGCAAUCGGAUUAACGAUUUAGCCUGGGACGCCGACAGCAAGAGAAUCAUAGCUGUCGGUAACGGCAGCGAUACAUUUGGUCAUUGUUUCACUUUCGACUCCGGAAACAGUAUCGGUGAGAUCAGUGGACACUCGAGCCAGAUCAACUCGGUUGCAAUCAAGACCACCAGACCAUACUCUGCGUUCACCGUCGGUGACGACUCGAACGUGGUAUUCUUGAAAGGCCCGCCAUUCAAGUUCAACCAAAGUAACAAAACGAUCCACACAAACUUUGUGAAAAUGGUCAAAUUUUCUCCUAACGGCAAACUUGCAGCCAGUGUCGGAGUCGACAGGAUAAUUGCCUUGUUCGACGGCAACACCGGAGAGGUGGUGAAAUCGUUCAAAGACCUCUCCAAAGGUGGCAUCUACGCCGUUGACUGGAUAGACGAUGAGAGUUUCUUGAUUGCUAGUGCAGACGCCUACUUGAGAAUCGUCAACAUCGAGGGUAAGGUUGUCAAAGAGUGGAACUUGAAGUACCAAGUUGAAAGUCAAUUCUUGGGGUGUGCCGUCGUUGGCGAGGACAAGUUCAUUGGAUUAACAUUGGGCGGGACUCUUUAUGUUUUCAGCAAGGAGUCGUCCGACCCUGUUGAGAUUAUUAACGCUCAUCAGGUCAGCGUUACCUCUAUGGCGAAGCUCAAGGAAAGCGAUGAGAUUUUCACUGGCUCUUACGAUGGUAAGAUUUUGAAACACUUGGUCGAAAAUAACGAGGACACACUCAUCACGGGAGAUGAGCACAAGGGCUUGGUGGUUUCAAUAAAGGAAAUUCCUGAUGUCUCAAAAUCGUUGUUCUCCAUCUCCUGGGACGACAAGUUGAAGUUGAUCAGCGAGAGACUGGAAAUUUCCACUGUGGAUGAUUUGAAGAAGCAACCAGUCGACUUGAAGCUAAACACCAAGUUUGCAGCAGUGUUGUUUGAGGAUGGAAUUAGAUUCUACGACUUCAAUGGGAAACCAAUCAGCGAAAAGCGGUUAGAUUAUGAAGCCUCGAGUAUCGACGUGUCUGAGAAAUUCAUUAUCGUUACUGACGCCAAAAAUUUCCAAGUCCACAUUUAUGACACAGACCUGAAAGUGCUCAACGAGGUAAACUACUUGCGUAGCAAACCUACUGUGUUGUCGAUUUCCUCGAACGAGGAGUACUUGGCCUGUGGUGAUAUUCAAGGUAAGAUUUUGCUCUACAGCUUGACGGACUACACGCUCAUCACCUCAAGAUGGGCGUUCCACACAUCGAAAAUCAACUCCAUCAAGUGGAGUCCGGGAGAUAGGUACUGCUUGUCUGGUUCGUUGGACACAAACAUCUUCAUCUAUUCCGUCGAGAAGCCAUCUAGAAACAUUAAGUUUUUGAAUGCACAUAAGGAGGGAGUCAACUGUGUGGAAUGGAUAAAUGAGGACGUCAUUGUUUCCGCAGGUUCCGACAGCUGUAUCAAGUACUGGGACAUCAAGCACUAA
This is a messenger RNA of Pichia membranifaciens NRRL Y-2026, 1785 nucleotides long. RefSeq lists its product as hypothetical. The transcript has a single exon. The record is from RefSeq and is a predicted model, not a curated record. Gene Ontology annotation, molecular function: actin filament binding. Gene Ontology annotation, cellular component: cortical actin cytoskeleton. NCBI's taxonomy places the organism in Eukaryota, Fungi, Ascomycota, Pichiomycetes, Pichiales, Pichiaceae. Bases 1 to 1785 code for a protein of 594 amino acids. Gene Ontology annotation, biological process: positive regulation of actin filament depolymerization; actin filament depolymerization.